GAACCAUGGCUUGGAAGCUGCUGCUUCUGCUGUGCCUCUUCUUGGGCUUGCGAGCUCGGUCCAGGAAGGUGGAAAAGGAUGAAUAUGAAGAUUUAUCAUCAAAUAAGAAGUGGGUUUUGGCACCAAAAUCCCAGGAUUCAGAUGUGACGCUUAUUCUCAACAAGCUGCUAAGAGAAUAUGAUAAAAAGUUGAGGCCAGAUAUUGGAAUAAAGCCAACCAUAAUUGAUGUUGACAUCUAUGUUAACAGCAUUGGGCCUGUGUCAUCCAUAAACAUGGAAUAUCAAAUUGAUAUAUUUUUUGCUCAGACCUGGACUGAUAGCCGCCUUCGAUUCAAUAGCACGAUGAAGAUCCUCACCCUGAAUAGCAACAUGGUGGGGUUGAUAUGGAUCCCAGAUACCAUCUUCCGAAAUUCUAAGACUGCAGAGGCCCAUUGGAUCACCACACCAAAUCAACUCCUUCGGAUCUGGAAUGAUGGGAAAAUCCUCUACACUUUAAGGCUCACCAUCAAUGCAGAGUGCCAGCUGCAAUUGCACAACUUCCCCAUGGAUGAGCACUCCUGCCCGUUGACUUUCUCCAGCUAUGGAUAUCCCAAGGAAGAAAUGAUUUAUAGAUGGAGGAAAAAUUCAGUUGAGGCAGCUGACCAGAAAUCAUGGCGCCUUUAUCAGUUUGACUUCACAGGCCUCAAAAACACCACAGAAACUCUGACCACCCCUUCAGGUGAUUAUUUUGUCAUGACUAUAUAUUUUGAACUAAGUAGAAGAAUGGGAUACUUCACUAUUCAGACAUACAUUCCCUGUAUACUGACUGUGGUACUUUCUUGGGUGUCAUUUUGGAUCAAAAAAGAUGCAACACCAGCAAGAACAGCAUUAGGCAUCACCACAGUGCUGACCAUGACCACUCUCAGCACCAUAGCAAGGAAGUCCUUGCCCCGAGUGUCCUACGUGACUGCCAUGGACCUCUUUGUGACCGUGUGCUUCUUGUUUGUCUUUGCUGCUCUGAUGGAGUAUGCCACUCUAAACUACUACUCAAGCUGUAGGAAACCUACCAUCACAAAGAAGAGAGCCUCCUUAAUGCAUCCAGAUUCCUCAAAAUGGAUUCACGAAAGAAUAAGCCUGCAAACCCCCUCCGUAUGUAUAACAUUACAGAACUACUCUCUCCUUGAUAUGAGGCCGCCCCCACCAGCAAUGAUGGCUUUGAAUAAUUCCAUGUACUGGCAGGAGCUUGAAGACACUUGUGUCUAUGAGUGCCUGGAUGGCAAAGACUGUCAGAGCUACUUCUGCUGCUAUGAAGAAUGUAAAUCAGGAUCCUGGAGAAAAGGGCGUAUUCACAUAGACAUCUUGGAGCUGGACUCAUAUUCUCGGAUCUUUUUUCCUACAUCUUUCCUGCUCUUUAACCUGGUCUAUUGGGUUGGCUAUCUAUAUCUCUGAAUGUGCCUCAUAGCAAUGAGUUCACACCCAUUACACUGCUCCACUUUUCCUCAUCUGCAGCCUGAAAUGACCACUGCAGCUACAGUGACUACAAGUGCCCAUUCGUGUUACCUUUGAACAUCACCAGAAGUAUUCAGCAAAAGUUUUUAUUAUGUAUUACACAUACGCACACUGAGUUUUAAAGACCUUCUUGUUAAUCCUUCCUGAAUCUGUAGCUUGGUGAUUUUUAGGAAUGAUUUUUGGAUAUUAGAUGCAGCUGUCUAUUACCAUAUAAAAUAAUCUAUAAAACAAGUAGGUAAACAUCUGAGAAGCUUUCCCCAUCAUAUGUCUUUCCUUCUGUUGUUCUCCCUGGUGCCCCAGGUGCCUGAUCACUGCAGUCCUAGACACCGGUGGAUUCAGCCUCCCGCUUGUUGUGCUUUGAACUCAAGAGAGACCUGCAGUGGGUUUUGACCUCAGUUUCCCUAUCUCUGUCCUCUUUUGCUCCACACCACUGCAGUUAGCCUUGAGCAAGGCUUGCAAUGGGUGUACAUGUAUACAAUCCAAGAUAUUUUCAAAGUUCUCAUCUUGCUGAAUCUAUUACUUCAGCAUCUUUGGUUGCUGAUUGUCUCUGAACAUUAAGCUCAACCCCAAACUCACUGCCAUAGAAUCAAUUCCAACUCAUCGUGACCCUACAGGACAGAGUAUUAAUCUUUAUGGAAGCAGAAAGCCUCCUCCUUCUUCCUGGAGCGGCAGGUACUGUAGAACUGCCGAUCUGAAAGAGCAGGUAGCAGUCAGCGACCCACAUUGUAGCCCAUUAUGCCACUGGGCUUCCUUUUCUCUGAAUCGGAGGCUGUUCUUUUAUUUCAAACUAUGGAAACCAGCAGAUUCCUGAGUUCAAUAACAUUACAUCUUAAAAGUUGUCUUUUACUAGAGCAAAUCUCAUCACAGAGUAUGUACCUAACAUAUGUUAUAUUAGCAUGUAUUCAAUAGUUAUCUUCAUUUUCCAGAGAAAUUUAUACAAUAUUUACAAGGUUUUGUCUUGAAAAUGUACUCUAAGGUGUAAAACAACUAUGUAUUGAUUUUGUAAAAAUUCUUAGUGAAUAUUGGUUUUUAAGUCAAAUUAACUUUAGAUGCAAA
Molecule: messenger RNA, 2543 nt
Organism: Echinops telfairi (small Madagascar hedgehog)
Lineage: Eukaryota; Metazoa; Chordata; Mammalia; Afrosoricida; Tenrecidae
Gene: GABRG3
Product: gamma-aminobutyric acid type A receptor subunit gamma3
Exons: 10
Coding region: 6-1427 (473 amino acids)
Biological process (GO): chloride transport; regulation of postsynaptic membrane potential; synaptic transmission, GABAergic
Cellular component (GO): synapse; postsynapse; dendrite membrane
Molecular function (GO): benzodiazepine receptor activity; GABA-A receptor activity; transmitter-gated monoatomic ion channel activity involved in regulation of postsynaptic membrane potential
Source: RefSeq, a predicted model, not a curated record